This is a messenger RNA of Macrobrachium nipponense, 6383 nucleotides long. RefSeq names its product monocarboxylate transporter 7-like. Gene Ontology annotation, biological process: transmembrane transport. Gene Ontology annotation, molecular function: monocarboxylic acid transmembrane transporter activity. Gene Ontology annotation, cellular component: membrane. Bases 264 to 1916 code for a protein of 550 amino acids. NCBI's taxonomy places the organism in Eukaryota, Metazoa, Arthropoda, Malacostraca, Decapoda, Palaemonidae. The record is from RefSeq and is a predicted model, not a curated record. The transcript has 8 exons.
GUUCACACACAGCUUGCCCAUCUGAUUGGCAACUCCGUAAUCAACCCGUCUUUGUGAUUGAGAUAAAGUGAUAAGGGAAUUAUCAUUUCCCUUUAGGUGUGAGUGUUAUUCAUAGAAAGUAUCGCGAAAGUGAAACCUUCCAAGAUCUUCGACUGGGUCCUACAACCUCGUGCCGUGCUGCGUAAGACAAGAAUAGCCAGCGAAUCGUUACUUAAGGAGCACCGCGAUACGAGUAUUUUCCUGAACGCCGAGGAAGAUAUACUAUGUCCGAAAUGGAUUCGUCUCGGAGACCUGCCAACUCACUUGACGAGGAGACAGUGGGAGGAGCAGGACCUUCCUGCCCGUCUCGGGUGCCUCCUGACGGCGGGUAUGGGUGGGUCAUCGUUUUCGCUGAUUUCAUCGUCAAGUUUGUGACGGGCAGCAUCAUGCCUUGCUUCGGGAUCGUUUACGUGUACUUGGUGCAGAGUGGUUACACCAACGCGCAAGUUGCCAUCGCUCCAGCUAUCAUGAAUGCAUUGACUAACCUCCUAGCUCCUUUCAGCACGGCUCUCUCCAGGUAUUACAGCCACCGACGACUGGUGUGUUUGGGAGUCGCCCUGGUGGCAUCUGGCCUUUUCAUCUGUUCCUUCAGCAGUCACAUAAUACUCUUUUAUGUAUCUUAUGGAGUUGUCAUAGGGACUGGCACAGCGCUGCUUUCGCCUCAAGGAUUUCUCGCAUCUCAGAAGUACUUCACCAGCAAACGCGUCACCGCCAAUAGUCUGCCCAUGCUCGGGACCUCCAUAGGUUUCAUGACAUUUCCUAUUCUUUUGAAUCAUUUCGUUCAGGAAUAUUCUCACAGAGGCUCCUUUAUUUUAUGGUCUGGUAUUGUGCUUCACGGCUUUAUUGGAGCAUCUUUGCUCCAUCCAGUGGAAUGGCAUAUGAAGCCGAACAAGACAAUACCUUUAAAAGUACUCACCAGAAGGAACACAGCUCCAGACAUGGACGGCCAAAGGUGCGCUAAGUAUGAUAGACAACAGAGGAACUCUCUCAGGAGUUCUGUGAAUGAUGAUGAUAGCAAUGAGGACUUAUCUGUUUGUGGAGACGAAUCUGAUCUGCCAGAACUUGAAAAGCCUGGAAGCGUGGGCGAUUUGUUAAAUAGAAGCAUUAGAAGGAAGAGUGGAAGAUCCAGCAGCCUCAACAAUGCGCGCCAAAUCUUCGGCUCAUCCAGCAAUGUUGAUGCUUUCGGAAGUUCAAACUCAGCGCAGAUGGAAGCAGGAAACGUGGAACUCCAAGAUGCUGGAAGCGUUUGCUGUGGUAUGACUGUGCCGCAUUUCAGUGAGAUCUUCAACUUCACCCUUCUCAAGAAUCCAGCAUUUCUCAUAUCGUCAUGUAGUAGUGUCAGCAACAGAAUGGUGUACAUGUGCUUCGUGACCUACCUUCCGUCGAUAUCUCAGGAUCUGGGCCUGAAGAGGGACACGCCUUAUCUCAUGAUGUGCAUCGCGGUAUUCGAACUCAUUGCUAAUGUUACAACAUCAAUCAUAAGUGACAGGUGCUUCAUGCCGAGAAGAUAUUUCAUCAUCUUUGCCUCCACGGGAGCAUGUAUCAGCUGUUUGUCCGUGACCUUCUCACGGGACUUCUGGAGCCUCGCCCUCUGCUGCUGCGGGUACGGGUUCUGUGUGGGGAUCAUAAUAUGUGUUGGGCCCGUCCUCUUGGUCGAGUACUUGGGCUUGGAACUCCUGCCCUACUCGUACGGCCUCCUGCUCUUCAUGAACGGCUUUUCAGGACUCGUCAUCUUCACUGUGACUGGGUUGCUGAAUGACAUGGCAGGCAAUUACGUCACCACGUACAUAGGGCUGAGCUUCUUGUCGUUGGUUGCCGCUGUCUUGUGGAGCUCUAUCAACCUCUGUUACAAUGCCCUCGAUUCAGACCACUCAUAAAUUCUAUAGGAGUGAUCUCAUUCCAUUGCGCAAGUGUAAACAAUGGCUUGUUGCCUGUCAGUAGUCUGGAAGAGUGGUUAUAAUAAGACUAUAAUAAUACUGCUCCAGUCACCUGGAAUGGUUAAACCAAGAGGCCUUUACCCUUGAAAUGCAGUUUUGCCACAACUUUGAGAAAGUCCAACUUUCAUUGCCAAUUUUAUUUAAGUCAGUUACAAUAAGGGUAGACAUACUGAUAGGAUAAGGGCCCAAAUUUUAGCAUUGUGGACAGAAACAUGACACAGUAUCGUCUCACCUUCCAUUCUAUUCUAGGCAUCAAUGAUCCUGGUAGUCACGACGCCAGACAAUUAUUAAUUAUUAUUCAUUCAUUCAUUCCAUUCCGUUCUUAAUUUGACUAGUUGUGGUAUCACUAUGAGCCAAGAAGCAACCCCAGUUGGAAAAGCAACAAGCUACCCCCAGGGGUUCUGGUAGCAACCCAGCAAGGGAAAGAAAAAUAGUAGAGAAGAAUAGAGACUGUAAGGGGAAAAAACCCAGAAAACCAAGGACAAAACAUCUAGAUUAUGAAAUGCAGCUCAUGUGAGUCUACUUGACAACAAAGCAUUAGGAUACAGUUUGAAUGUCUGAAGCUCCAACAAUUCUACUGCAUGAUUACAAAGGUAAUUCCAUACUUUGUUGCAGCUGGAAUGAAAUUGCCAGAGAAAAAGAGAGGUGCCGAACUGUAAACAAGAAAAGAUAAACCUAUUAAAAUUAACAGCAUGUUUGGUACUACAGGUGGAUGAUACACUUUCAGUUUGAAGCCUUUUCUGUAUUCUAUGGUAAGAAGAAUAACCGCUACAGGAAAUGAAGAAUGAGGAAGUAUUAUCAUUUUUAUAUUAGACAUAAAAAAACCGUCAUAAUUUCUAUAGCAGCUCAUUUCUAAGCGCAAGACGUUGCCGUCUCAGUUAAAGAAAACGGAGUUUUGAGAGAGAGAGAGAGGCAGAGAGCUUGAAUGUUGUUGAGUUUGAAUAUUCAUCCCAAUUGGGCUCCGCAAUUCCUAUAGUGGAUUCACAUCAGCUGUGCAUCUGAUUGGCUGUUGAUAAGCCAAACACAGGCUGGAAACUGUUAGUCUUGCUCGAGAGUUCUUAGAGGCAGGAUGUAUGUUCGGACCGCUUUCAAAAAUUAAAACUUUCAUUAUACCUCAGUUUUACCUGCAGAAAAGGAGUUUCCGAAAGUUCUAGACAGAUGAUUUUACCAUAGGGACAUUUUGGCUCCAACACAUUAAGCCAUUCUCGACCUAAAAUAGAGGCUAAAUGCCAAAACAUAAAAUUUUAUUUCUGUAAAGUACAAAACAAAUGAAGGUCACACUUGAGAAAAAUAAAAAUGUUCACUAUAGAACUUGUUUGGCUGUUCUGGAUGAGGAUCAGAUUCUCUACGAAUAGUCUCUAGCAAUUACUCUGAGUAGAUAAUGAUGCUUUUCUUCUUUUAAUAAUUCUUGCCAGUUGCUCAGUGACAACUGUAAUUGAAUCCUCCUCUUUGAGUCAUCAGUUGGAUGGAGAUGCCGAGUGCUGGAAUCCUGUAAUGCCAUUGCUUUGCCUGAAGUGGUACUGCCAUAUAAUUCCAACGAACCAUUCUUUCAUGACAAAUGUAUGGGUAUCUCGUUGUUUGUACAACAGCCAGUUGGCGACAAUUGCCCUCAGUUUUAAUAACUUCAUUUUACUGCGAAUUUAAUUUCACCAAGUUCAUGUUGCUAAAUGCGCAGCCUACAUCAGUAUAUAAUUGUGGUAAGAAUACACGCAAAGAGGUAUAGGUAAGUAUAAUAUUCAACUGUAGGAUCUCUGCAAUUUGAGAGUACUGCGGACCAGCUAGUAUUAUUACUUCCACUGGAAAUCACUUGAUUAGGGGAACUUGCAUCCACUAUAAAAUAAACUUGCAAACUCAAUUGCAUUAAGAUUACCAGUCAUCAGUCACACUGAAAAGUAAAACAGCUGCAACCCAAGUAUUGUCGGGUAAGUGUUAGUGAAGUUGUUCUAUCAGUUCAAUGACAAACUGUAUGAGCCUCCCUUGCUUGUUGCUUUAAUCUGUAUGAAAAUAUAAUUGUUUUUCUUCUGCAAGUUUCUUUAUAAACUCAAAACUAAAGUAAUGGAUCGGAUUCAAGUAUUUUGAGUGCUUUGUAUGGCUUCAUUUUCUUCCCUGGGAGUCAUAUUUCCGAUUCCGAAGAAUCAGUCAAUGAAUCUGGGUCUCUUAGCAGUUUUUUAUGGGUCCUGCAUUGUUGUUUCAGAAGUAUUGUUGACAGCUUACCUUUCCAAGAAUUGUUUGAGAACUGAGAGAGUUAUGUGAUUUGUUUUAAUUGUCAUCAGGUACUGAAUAAAACAGAUCUGCCGUUUAACAUGGUUUUUCUGGCCUUUCUGGUUGGACAUGCGCACUAUGUUUAAUCCACUGUUUCAGAAUACUCCCUGCAGCACUCCAGUAAUAAAACCACUUAGUUUGGCUCAACUGCAGAGAUGGAAAACCAUCCCUGAUUGUUUCAUGCAUUUGUUCGAAUUUCAUCUGCCCUAGGGGCAACUAGGAAAACCAACCAUAUGUCUCUUACGAUCAUAAACUCUGUUUCGUGGCAAUGUUGUACAGUAAGUACGUGAAACAACUAAUUGGAUGGAGUGGCCCACACACUUUAUAACCUACUAUGAGAUUCAGGGUCUCUGUAACACGGUUUUUUUUACUUUGCUCCUUGUCAAAGCAUCGGAUGUAGCUGAAAGUUGACAAAUGUAUAUUUUACAACCACACACAAAUUUUGUCAGCAUUAUCAAUAACCUAAACCCGAUAGUUUUAAUUUUUAUAGAGUGAAAAUGCUCUAGCCGACGCCAUGGCCAAUGAUUACGAGCCAAGAGUCGAAAAACAUUCAUUACGUAAGCAAGGUAAACACACCUUUUGACGAAAUGUUGCCCCGCCCAUCCACUAGACAUAAACUCCAUCGGCUCUGAAACCCAAAGACUUUAUGAAUGGCGGAACGAUACAUAGAUGUGGGUGGGGUAUCAGUGCUAGCGUAGUAAUACUAUUGUAGCAGUAGUGCCGCAAAAUUAAUAAUAGCAGCAAUAUACAUGAAUUAAAAGUUUAGGCCAACUGCUGGGAUCCCUGAAGAUCAUUUAGCACUUCUUACAACUAGUCGAGAAAUUAGUUUUUAUAGACAGAUGUUAAAUUUUCUAAUCCAACAGUGCCCAUGGUAGCCUUCAGUGUUAUCCUGAAUUAUAACGAGGCGAAAGUGGGUGGAGCCUCAUGAAGCCAUCAUUCUGACGAUAAUUAAUGGUGAAGGUUUAAAGCCAAUAUACGGUACCGGCUAUUUUUUUUUUCAGUAAAUAGGUAGAUAGCCAAUAAAUAAAAAUUGCUUGACAUUGGAUAUAGCAGUUAUCAAAUCAAGCUUGUCUACUAUGUUUUUGAAAAUUACCAGCUAUUCCCUACAUCUUGUCAAUCUGAUUGUGACCUAUAAAGUAGACUGUAAUUUCUUAGGAGGCCUAUUUUGGGAGUUAGACUAAUAAUCGUAGUGUUUUUGUAUUUAUUAACAUAUUUUGUUGGUUUGUUAAUUAUGACAAUUAUCAGUGGAGAGGUUCCAGAGUUCAUAAAGGUGUACUGCUUUGCUUGUAUUUAAAUUUGUAUGUCAUCGUUGCCAGAGGUAUAGCCUUCGUUACGUAUAGCCAAUCAUCUCUCAAGAAAGAGGGAAGAAAUGCUGUCAUAAGUUACGUAACGAGUGCGUUCGAAACCUUUUCUCUGAGUAAGUUGGCCCGUCUUCAAAAAAAGUCACUUUUACAUUAUAAGUACCAAAUUUAUUCAACCUACGUAAAGCAGAAUACAGUCAAAAUUUAUGUGUAGAUAUAAUAUGUAUUCUGAAUAAGCGUUAUAUUUAUGAAAUGCAUAGAUAAAAAGUUAUAGCGAAAAAACCGUGUUACAGAGGCCCUGAAUCUCAUAGUAGAGAUGUGCCAGUCUUGUCAGAGCUCUGUUGUUAAGCUCAGUCAUUUCAGAGGCAGUAUUACCUUCAAGUGUUCGUAGAUUUUAUAUUUCUGAGACCUUUCCAUAGAACAGCAUUUUGGCUGCUUCACAGAUUAACUGCAUUACAUACUUUCAUUAAAGUUAUAUUAAAAAUGUUGCAACAAUGCUUUUCUACUGAUAAUUCCUCACAUCUUUGAGAUUAUCACUUAUCUCCUCGAUAAUUACGCACACUUUUCUGCCACCAAUAUCAUAUUACAGGUCUUCCAUGAAAUAUGGAACAUAUACAGCCACCAACAAAACCGGUGUCGCCCCGCCAAACCUGGCUCGGAGGGCUCAUGCCCUUUUUGCCCUGAAAGGUGGCCUUCGUUCAGACAACCAGUACAUAGUUAGAAUGAAUGGUUCGAAUGGGAGGAGGAGGAAAUUAUGAUAAUCAGGCAAAGAAAUGCAAUAAUGAAUGAAAUAUAUAAGGACAAAAGAGAGAGAGAGAAAAGAGAAGAGAAGAGAAGAGAAGAG